UCAGAAGCCAGAAAGUAAUAUAAAAUAUGAAUAUGAGAAUUGCUCAUAUAUUCUGACAAUUUAACGAUUUCCAAGGUCGUUCAGUUGAUUUGUUGAUAUAAACGUUCUAUGGCGAUGCCUUCCUUUUCCUAAUGUCAAAGAGAGUAGACAUUAGAAAUCUCAUAGAUUAUCGAAGAAACACAACUUGUAGUACUUUGGAUUAAGAUACACGAAAUGUCUUGCACGAUGGAUUCAUGUAAAGCUUCUGCUGUUUAUAGUCGACUUGAUGAGAAUCCAACUCAACUUCCUAUGUUGCAGCAAUCUUUCCCUCGUCGACAUAAGUACAACACUACAAACAGCUCAAUGACAACACGAAGUAUGACAAGGAAUGCCAAAAUAGUACCGAUGAAAACAGAAAUCAAAGAUGUCGAAAAUUUGAAAUUUCCAAAACUUAGCGACCAUCUGGAUUGGUAUGAUACUAACAAACAUAAACGGACAAACAUUUACUCUAGGAAUUCAAAUAACUUCUCCAAGGGAAGGCACGGGGCCAUACAUCUACAGCAACAAAAGCGCAGACUAUUGUUGAGAGGCUUGGAUCCAUUGAGGCACAGCCGGACACCACACAGGACGAAACGCAUAGAGUCAAACAAACUGCCAGCAGUUAAUAAAACACAUACAAUGCUUGUCACUACCCCAGAUACGUCUGUACAAACCCAAGAUAUUCCAACCAUAACUCUUCGUCCACCUACUGUGCACAUGACAGUAAACAGUUUGAAUGAUAAGCCUGAGAAUAAAGCACCUGAGUUGACGCUACCAAUUAAAACAAGUUAUAGACACAAACGUUACGCUGCAUUAGGAGACAACGCCAAUGAAAGCAAUUCAGGUUUUGAUGCAUUCGCAUCUAUAUCACCCAAGGAAUUUAAAUUUGAUGAUAAAGCAACUUCGUGUAUUGUCGAACGGAUAAAUACAACUGAUGGUGUGAAAGAUGGUAACUAUUGUAAUGAAUACAAUAACAUUAAGAAACAAAAGCAGGGCAAUCAUGGAACAAUCAAUGUUGACGAUGGAAAUUAUUGUAACGUUGCAUAUAGGAGUGUUAAAAAGGGAAAACAACGCAAACUAGGAGAGCUCGUUAGCUCUUUAGACAGACAAGGCUACUCAACUAGGCAAAGCUCUCUCGACAUGCGAUUUGAACAAUCGAUGUAA
Owenia fusiformis is the source of this 1182-nucleotide messenger RNA. The record is from the annotation of a GenBank genome assembly. NCBI's taxonomy places the organism in Eukaryota, Metazoa, Annelida, Polychaeta, Sabellida, Oweniidae.